AUGGCACCAGGGAACAAUACACACAUUUCAACAUUUCUUCUUCUGGGACUUUCAGAGGAACCAAAACUGCAGCCUCUUCUCUUUGGAUUUUUUCUCUCCAUGUACCUGAUCACUGUGUUUGGGAACCUACUCAUUAUCCUGGCUGUUAGCUCUGACUCCCACCUCCACACACCCAUGUACUUCUUCCUCUCCAACUUGUCCUUUAUAGACAUCAGUUUCACCUCUACCACCAUCCCAAAGAUGCUUUUGAACAUUCAGAAUAAGAGCAAAGUCAUAAUCUUUGAUGGCUGCAGCACCCAGAUAUAUUUUUACAUACUCUUUGCAGGAUUAGAUGACAUUCUCCUGAGUGUGAUGGCCUAUGACAGGUUUGUGGCCAUUUGCCACCCCCUGCACUACUCAGUUAUCAUGAAUCCCAGACUCUGUGGGCUGUUGGUUCUGCUGUGCUGGAUAUUGAUGGCCAUGUAUUCCUUGUUACACACCUUAAUGGUAUCAGGAUUGUCCUUCUGUCCAGAUUUGGAAAUCCCACACUUUUUCUGUGAACUCAAUCAGGUGGUACAACUUGCCAGUUCUGACACAUUUCUCAAUAACAUGGUGGUGUAUUUUUCAACUGUCCUGCUGGCUGGUGGUCCUUUUACUGGUAUCCUUUACUCUUACUCUAAAAUAGUUUCCUGCAUAUGUAGAAUCUCAUCAGCUCAGGGGAAGUUCAAAGUCUUUUCUACAUGCGUGUCUCACCUCUUAGUUUUCUCCUUAUUUUAUUGUACAAGCCUAGGAGUAUACCUCAGCUUUUCUGCUACCCAGAGCUCACACUCAAGUGUAAUUGCCUCAGUGAUGUACACUGUGGUCAUGCCCUUGCUGAACCCCUUCAUCUAUAGUCUGAGGAAUAAAGACAUAAAAAGGGCUCUGAAGAGAUUCUGUUUGAUGCCAGAUACAAAGGCCCAGUUUUCCUGGGGGUGA
This is a messenger RNA of Sus scrofa (pig), 954 nucleotides long. Its product is annotated as olfactory receptor 7A17-like. The record is from RefSeq and is a predicted model, not a curated record. Gene Ontology annotation, biological process: G protein-coupled receptor signaling pathway. Gene Ontology annotation, cellular component: membrane. Gene Ontology annotation, molecular function: G protein-coupled receptor activity; olfactory receptor activity. NCBI's taxonomy places the organism in Eukaryota, Metazoa, Chordata, Mammalia, Artiodactyla, Suidae.